Messenger RNA from Salvia hispanica, 1800 nucleotides. Its product is annotated as tryptophan aminotransferase-related protein 3-like. Lineage: Eukaryota; Viridiplantae; Streptophyta; Magnoliopsida; Lamiales; Lamiaceae. Gene Ontology annotation, biological process: amino acid metabolic process. The record is from RefSeq and is a predicted model, not a curated record. Gene Ontology annotation, molecular function: carbon-sulfur lyase activity; transaminase activity.
UAUAAGGCUACAAUUUAUUAUAGUAAGAGAAAAAGAAAAGGAGAGAUAUUAAGGUCCAUGGUUAUGGGUGGAAAGGGAAAGAGUUAUUGUUGGUUGAGUUUGUGUUUAUUGGGUUCUACAAUUGUUAAUAUAUACUUUUUGAGUGAUUUAUAUAUUGAUGGGAAGGGGAAGGUGAGUUGGAGUGAAGAAGGUGCAGCAAAAGCAGAAGAAGUUGCAUCUAUAUAUUGUUCAAAUCAUGGAAGGGCUUAUUUGGAUGGAGUUAUUGGUGAAGAUGGGAAGCCUGUUUGUGAGUGCCACACUUGCUAUGCUGGCUCUGAUUGCUCUUUGUUAUUACCUCAUUGUGCAGCUGAUGUUGACAGAGGUGCCCACGGUUCCAGAAUCGACGGUUACGGUUCAGAACCGCAGGUUUCGGUUUUGAAAAUUUCCGAACCGGAACCAAACUGCGAGGGUGUUUUGCGGUUAUGGUUUCGGUUCCAAAACCGCCGGUUUCGGUUUUGGUUCCGAACCGGUGGUUUUCCGACGGUUUUUCACAGUUCUAAAUCGCCGGUUUUUGGCGGUUCCGGCUCGAUUUCACAGUUCCGUGGUGAUCCACUAUUCUUGGAGCCCUUCUGGAUGCACCAUGCAUCCAGCAGUGCAGUUCUUAUCUCAGGUUGGCAUAGAAUGAGCUACAGCUUCCCCGGCCCGACCCCCAUCUCCGAGGUGCUCGACAGCCACAUCCGACGCAUCCACCACGUGGCCAAAAACGCCCUAACCGAUGGCAAAUACAUAGUCUUUGGUGCCGGAUCCACACAGCUCCUCAACGCAGCCGUCUACGCCCUCUCCGCCAACCUCUCCUCCCCAGCAAGCGUCGUUGCAUCCGCACCUUUCUACCCGAUUUACAAGAGUCAGACAGACUUCUUCCAAAACGAGAACUACGCGUUCAAAGGGGAAGCCUCGUUGAUGAGCAACGCCUCGUAUGCAAACACGAACGUGAUCGAGUUCGUGACCUCCCCCAACAAUCCAGAUGGGAAUCUGAAGGAGGCUGUGUGCAAAGGGCCUAAUGUGAGAGCUAUUUAUGAUCAUGCCUAUUUUUGGCCUCAUUUUACAGCAAUUCCUUCCCCUGCUGAUGAGGAUGUCAUGAUUUUUACCAUGUCUAAGCUCACCGGUCACGCGGGAAGCAGAUUCGGAUGGGCUCUCGUGAAAGAUGAGGAAGUAUACAACAACAUGAUGACGUACAUAUCAGUAGCAGAGAUUGGAAUCUCAAGAGAGACUCAGCUUAGAGCUCUGCAGCUUAUGAAAGCAAUUCUUCGUGGAGAUGGCAAGGAGAUCUUCGAUUAUGCAUUCGAGAAGAUGAGUGAUCGUUGGGGAAAAAUAAGCCGAGUUUUCUCAAAGUCGAAGCGUUUCUCCAUUCAAGAAAUCCCACCAUUGUACUGCAACUUCUUUGAUAAAGUUAGGGGACCUUCUCCAGGUUAUGCAUGGGUGAAAUGUGAAAGAGAAGAAGACCUAAAUUGCACAAGAGUUCUCGGGGAAGCAAACAUCAUCGGUCGGGCAGGCAGCAGGUUCAGCGUCGCUGACCGCCACGUCCGUCUCAGCCUGCUCAAGGGCGACGAUGAUUUCAAUCUAUUGUUGAAUCGUCUCGAGACACUAGUGGACGAGGAAGGCGGGCCGGAGGCCGUGUCAAGCUUUUAACGAUCAAUCUCAUAGUUGAUCUUGAUUUAAUAGGAGCUGUAUGUUAUAUUCUACAUAAUGUUGUACAAAAUCAUUCAACUUGAAAUUGCUUCUCAUUGCCUAUUUAAUUCAAAAUAUCAAAUUAAGACUCCA